Messenger RNA from Microdochium trichocladiopsis, 1761 nucleotides. RefSeq lists its product as uncharacterized. Lineage: Eukaryota; Fungi; Ascomycota; Sordariomycetes; Xylariales; Microdochiaceae. The record is from RefSeq and is a predicted model, not a curated record. The coding region runs from base 173 to 1273 and encodes 366 amino acids. The transcript has a single exon. Gene Ontology annotation, biological process: oxidative demethylation. Gene Ontology annotation, molecular function: demethylase activity; oxidoreductase activity.
CUAUGGGUACACUUUUUCGUACAAGACGUUUGGGAUCGACGAGGAUGUGCCGUUUCGUGAGUUCCCGGCGUGGUUGGUCCCGCUGAUUCCGCUUCUGCCGCCGAGGGACGAGGAUGGUGGUGUGGAAGAAAGUGAAGAGCAGCAAGAGGAGGAGGAAGAGGAAGAGGGGGAGAUGGUGGAGGGAGACAGCAACGAUGAUAGUAAAGAGUCCACAGCGGCGGCUGAGCAAGGCCAAGCAUCAGCCAGGAAGGGCCAACUGUAUAAUGCGUGCAAUGGGCAACAAGAAGCCAAGAUCAACGACCAUCAAGGUCAACACUGCAGCCUUGAAGAAGAGGAAGGCGAUGAUGGCACUACAAGCCACCGUCCGCCACGCCAAAGCACAGCCCGGCGACAAAGACGACGACGACCACGACGACGAGACGAACGGCAGCAGCGGCACGCCAGCCUCGGCGGACGCCCGCCAGAUCAGGUCUGUCUGCAGUACUACCCUCCGGGCACGGGCAUCCCGCCACACGUCGACACGCACAGCACAUAUGACGAGCUGUAUGCGCUGUCCCUGAGUGCGCCAGUGCUGAUGCAGUUCCGGCUCGACGGGGUACUCUCCAGUAGAGACAAUAACGACAACAACGACAACAACAACAACACCAAGAAGCACGGGCGGAACGGUGCCCUGGACUGCUCGCCAGUUGAUGAGGCGGCGGGCUACACAGCACCGCUACCAGAGUUGCCACCAAAAGCCCAGAGGCCGCAGGUCGAGGUAGACCUCUUGCCGCGCAGCAUGCUCGAGAUGUCGGGAGACAGCAGGCUGCACUGGACGCAUGGCAUCAAGCCGCGCAAGACGGACACGCUAAAGGGCAGCGGCGGGCAGGGUACGGGAGGAGGCGAUGAUGGCAGCGACGGCAUGGUUGUUGUCAGGCCGAGGGGCGAGCGGUGGAGUAUCACGUACCGCUGGCUGCGCGAGGAGACGCCCGCUGCUGCUACUAAUGCUGCUGCUGCUGCUGCCGGACCCAGCCUUGAGUCCAAGUCUGGGUCUGAGUCUGGGUCUAAUACGUCCACGGCCGCCGACGCUCCCGAUGACCAGAAUGCAAACAUGAAGCCGGUCAUGGUUCGCGAGUGCGAGUGCGGCGACAUUCUACUCUGCGACACGGCCCAGCGCCGCAGGGGCCAGGAGCGCGAGUAUCGCUGGAAACAGUACGAUGCUGCUUCUCCUGCUGCUACUGCUUCUCCUGCUCCUGCUGCUCCUGCUGCAAGUCCCUUCACCGCCACUUCUUAAGUUGGUAGUCGUUGCUCUUUCGAAGAGCAACGCGACACCUUGGGUAGAUCGCGAGGCUACUGAGUGCUCCUGCUGCUUCUGCUCCUUCCCCUUGGCUUCAAUCAGUGGCACACGUCGUGGAUGUAUCUACAGAACACAAACACAGUCAUGGAAAGGACUAGCCCCGGUCUGAUAUAGAUCGGACACAGAAUGUUCCCUCAAGCAAAGCGGUGUUGGCCAAGGACAAAGCUGCAGUUGACGCCUUUGUUCUGUGAGAGAUUGAUAGAUAAGCAGUGCCGGCUUGCAAUAAUCGUGCGAGCGGGCUUGGAAGCUCAUGUUAGCUAUCAACAUUCUUUGGCGACUUUCUUUGCAGACCGACUGGCAGUACUUCUGUGUCGACCGCAAGCUAAGCCAUACACAGCGGAUCAUUUCCAAGGCAAAGACACGCGAUUCUUGCACAAAUCUGCAAUGUGCAGAAGAUAUGGUCCAAGCCAGAACCUGUGAGCCAG